UCAUCCCCAUCCCUCUCUAGCUUUGGCAACAACGCAGGCGACUGCGAGAUCCAGAAUCAUGGCGGGGGGUGGGAGAGAUGGAUGUUGCCGGGACGACAAGGGAACCGGAGGUUCGGGCGGUAGUGAGCACCGUCGGCCACGGCGCCGAGCUACACGACCCCCCUGUAGUUGCAGCGGCGGACGAGAGCUACAUGUCAGACGAAGAAGUAAUGGAGUCUGAUACUGCAUUCAGCCAACGUUUCACAGCAAAACACUUGCGCGAAGUUGCGAAGAUAAAACUUAAUCCUAGCAAGAGGCGCUACAUAAAUGAAACUGCCUUCGGUGAUCUCACGAGCAUCUCGCCUUUCACAGUGCCACAUGAUCUGAUGGAAUGGUUAACAAUGAACAUUGACACUGACAGCCGUGAGCUCAGGCUGAGUCGGACUAAGGUCAUUGUGUUUACUCGAGACAUGGUGAAGAAGGUUUUCAAUAUCCCAUCAGGCAACAGACCAGUUGAGCUUUUCAAGAGACAUGAGCAUUGUGAGCUCCACAACAUUUAUCACAAGAAUGGCAGGGCUUCAAUUGCGCAUACAGUGGAUGUGCUUCAUCGAGCUAGGAAUGAUGAUGGCGAUACUACGAAGAGGUCAUGGGUGCUCUUAGCGCUUGCAACAGUUUUAAAUCCAAGCACUGGCAACAUGGUGCCACUAGAGUACUUGGAAAGCCUUGAAGAAAUGGACAAGGUUACUGAAUUUGCUUGGGAUGAACAUGUUUUAAGUGUUGCAAUGAGAGAGGUCAAGAAGUGCCAGGACAAGAUAAAAUCACAGGCUACUUCUUCAUUCUGGGUUGGGGGCUGCUUCCCUAUGCUCGCGUUUCGCCCUCUGUCAAAGAUACCAUACGCAGCAUUGCCUGCCCAAGGCCCGGUAGGCAACAACAGUGAAGUUGCUCAAGAUCAGCAGGUUUCGGACAGCCCGGAUUGUGAUGAUACUCAAGAUUGUGGAGCUGGAAAUAUAAACAUUAAUGAUAACCAAGAUGACGUGGCUGCGAAAGAGAACCCUACGGAAGGUAGCAACCCAACGGAUAAUGGCAAAAGCACCGACGAAGAUGUGUGUGGUUCGCUGGAUGAUUGCCUUCAAAACCCGGCACCAUUUGGGGCAGUGCUUGAGCUCCCAUCACAUAUGGCUGCAAUCUACGACAAGCACACAAAACUAUAUGAUGCAAAGUUAAAAGGGGCUCCAAGUUCUUACAGGCAAGUGUUGCAAGCAAUACAUUGCAAGCGAAUGGAGCAGCUUCUCAAAGAUGUUCAUGUUGCUUCGUCAAGUUCUCAAGAAGCAGUGGAUGUUACCUUUGAUGUAUCGCCUCCUCACAGCAAUGUUGUAGACAAGUCAGAUGGUCAUGGUUGUAGCAAGGAAAGUUCUAGGGAGAAGGUCGUAGAUGAGCCAACAACUGACAAGGUGUUUGAGCCAGCUGAAGGAGCUCGAAGCAACUGUGCAAGUAGCAUUGUUCAUGAGCCUAAUGGAGGCGAUGUGGUUGAGCUGGGCAUAGGAACUAGUGCUGUUGUCAGUGAGAACCUUGCACGAUGUUUUGAGACUGCAAAGGAGAAAGUGUCCAGUGGUGAAGAUACUGAGCAUGGUCACCAACUCAGCCAGCGCAAUCACUCUGUGCCGACUAGUGUGGCUGGACAUUGGAGUGAUGUUCCAUCAAUGAGUGUGUUCCAAGAGGGCACUGAGGAAUAUGAGUGGUGGAUCAGUGUCCCAAAUGUAGAUGCGAACUCGAAUGCUCCAACCCAUGGCAACACUGUUACAACACCAAAGUCUUGUGAUGUUUUUUAUGUCACUCCUCAGGCUCCAAUCUCAACAGAAGCAGAAGUUCCAGUGUAUGAUGUCACACCAACCUCUGUGGCUCCAUUAUCAAGCGGGACUGCCGAUGGACCAUCAAAACCACAAGAAGAGCCAGUUGUUCUAGUUAGCAGCAGGGAACCAAGUCCCGACCUCAACGAGGAGAAGUUGAAGAGCAAGGACGAGAAGAAGCUCAAGAGCAAGAAAAGAGUAGGGAGUCCAAUGUCGGCUGGAUCAAAGUACAAGAAAAUCAAGACAGAUUCGAAGACGGAAGCAAUGUACCAGUACUAUGUCAUGAAGAGGUACAAGAUGAAGAAGAUGAAGAGAGGGGAAAUUGAGCCUCCUUUCAUUAGGAAUGGUGAUUUCCACAUUACCUACACGAACUUUCAGAAGUCGUUGAAGCCACGCGCUCAGAUAUGCAACGAAGUCAUGUCUUUAUUCGUCGAAACCUUCAACAUUGAACAGUUGUCGUCUUCACAUAAGCAGAAGAAAUUUGCUUUCUCUGUUUUAAUGAUCCUUCAACUCUCUGUCCACCCAGAAGUUUUUGAUCCAAGUGUUUGUGCAAGAGAGCUGAGGAGGGCGUGCCAAAAUUUUCAGAUUUCAGUUUUUGACCUACUUUUCUUCACCAUCCUUCGCGAUGGCCAUUGGAUUGUUUGCGUCGUUAACCUCUUGCACAAGGAAUUCAACAUGUUUGACUCAUUGGAUAACGGAAAAUUUGAUGUUGCUGCAAGGAAUCUGUUUACCAAUUUCAAGAGGAUCGCUACGGAAGAGCCAGAUUUCAAAGUGGAUUUAUCUUCUUUCAAACCAAACUGGCCCCUGCUUGACUACCCACAGCAGGCAACUCACUUUGAUUGUGGAUUGUUUUCAACACUGUACUUGGAAAAUUUCGACGGCAAGAGGAUGAAAGAUUUUAAGAAGCAAAAUAUGCUUGAUGUGCGGAAGACCAUUGCUUCGAAGCUGUUUUUCCAUCCGUUGAACAAGGUCUGCCCCGCUGAUGUGCACAAGGCGAUCAUAGUGGCUUGAAGAAAGUGAUCAUCAAGCAUUGAAGAAGGCGAUUGCAGCGGUUUUGAAGAUGCAACUUUGUAGUUUUUGGAAAUACAUUGUUGCCAGUAGUGUGCUAUGUUCUUUUUUGUGUCAAAUGAACUCCAUGUAAAGCAAAUCAGUUAUGAGCCUCUGCUUGGCUGGAAUGGUUCUCAGUAGUUUGUAGUAAGGAAACAUAAUUAUAUGUUUCGGUGAUUUUUUUGGAAGCUAUAACCGUGCGGUGGUUUGUUGGAAGCAAAUUAUAACAGUUUUGCUGCUUGGUACUCAACCUUUUCAAGUUUUAUGGAAUGCUUCUCAGUUUUUGUUACAAA
Aegilops tauschii subsp. strangulata is the source of this 3166-nucleotide messenger RNA. RefSeq lists its product as uncharacterized. NCBI's taxonomy places the organism in Eukaryota, Viridiplantae, Streptophyta, Magnoliopsida, Poales, Poaceae. Gene Ontology annotation, biological process: proteolysis. Gene Ontology annotation, molecular function: cysteine-type peptidase activity. The record is from RefSeq and is a predicted model, not a curated record.